Solanum lycopersicum (tomato) is the source of this 1829-nucleotide messenger RNA. Its product is annotated as patellin-4. Gene Ontology annotation, molecular function: lipid binding. Lineage: Eukaryota; Viridiplantae; Streptophyta; Magnoliopsida; Solanales; Solanaceae. The record is from RefSeq and is a predicted model, not a curated record.
CGUCCUGCGGUGCGGUGUCACACUAAACAUGAAAUUUGACCGUUUUGGGACCCACACACAAAAUAUUACCGUUAUAAAAAUGCCAUUUUCAUUUCUCAAUCUCAAACACAACAAUUUCACACAAGCAAAGCAACCUCAUUCAACUCCAAAAGCUGUUUAGGGGAGGAGGUGAUUUCUAAGAUCCAACACUUGUGUAAUUGUGUUAUUUAUCUAAAAACAUGACUGUUGAGGUGCAAUGUGAGGCAACUCAAGUGGCUGAAGUAGUUGUUCCACAAGAGGAAUUAGUGGCUGCUAACAAGGUUGUGGAGGAGGUUGAGGUGAAUGAGAAGGUAAAAGAAGAUGAAGAAGAGGAAUCCAAGCCUAAUACAAUUGAGAAAAGCUCUUCUUAUAGAGAAGAGAGCAACUUCCUCUCUGAUCUCAAAGAGAAUGAGAAGAAGGCAUUGAAUGAGUUGAAAUCUAUAGUUGAGGAGGCCAUUGUUGGGAACACUCUAUUCAAAAAAGAAGAGACCAACAAGUCUCUAGAGGAAGAGGGAAAGAAUGAGGAAAAUCCCGAUGCGAAUAUAGAGGAGAAGGAGGGUGAUUUGGAUGUUGUUGAAGUGGAUAGAGAGAUUUCUAUUUGGGGUGUACCCAUUUUGCCUAGCAAAGGGGAUGAGAAAACCAAUGUGGUUCUAUUGAAAUUCUUGAGAGCAAGGGAUUACAAAGUGAAUGAAUCUUUCGAAAUGCUCAAGAAAACACUCCAGUGGAGGAAGGAUUUUAAUAUCCAAUCCAUCUUGGAGGAAGAUUUGGGCUCAGAUCUUGCACCAGCUGCUUACAUGAGUGGGGUUGAUAACCAAGGACACCCUAUUUGUUACAACAUUUUCGGCGUUUUGGAAGAUGAAGAGAUUUAUAACAAAACGUUCGGGACAGAGGAGAAACGGAAUCAGUUCUUGAGGUGGAGAGUUCAGUUAAUGGAGAAGGGCAUUCAGCAGCUUGAUUUCAAAGCUGGAGGUGUUAGUUCACUGCUUCAGAUAAAUGAUCUGAAGAACUCGCCUGGACCGUCUAAGAAAGAAGUCAGGGUUGCAACCAAACAAGCCGUUGAUCUUCUUCAGGAUAACUAUCCUGAAUUUGUUGCCAAAAAUAUAUUCAUCAAUGUUCCAUUUUGGUAUUACGCCGUGCACUCUCUGCUGUCGCCUUUCCUAACACAAAGAACCAAAAGCAAAUUCGUAUUUGCUCGCCCUGCUAAGGUCACUGAGACCUUGCUCAAGUACAUUCCAAUCCAUGAAAUCCCUAUUCAAUAUGGUGGACUCAAGAGGGAGAAUGACUUUGAGUUUUCAGCCUCCGACUGUGAAGCUUCGGAGAUUCUCCUUAAAGCUGGAUCAAUUGAAACUAUUGAAAUACCUGCAGUAGAUGUGGAAAGUACAUUUAUCUGGGAUGUUACGAUUGUGGGCGGAGAAGUGAGCUAUAAGGAGGAAUUUGUGCCAGAGGAUGAGACUUCUUACACUAUAAUCAUUCAGAAGGACAAGAAGGUGAGCUCGACAAUUCGCAACACGUUCAAGAACACUGAAGCAGGAAAGGUUGUGCUGACAAUCAAGAACACUUCUAGCAAGAAGAAGAAGGCGUUUUAUCGACACAAGAUCACCAAAUCAACAAUUUGAGAUGAGCAAGUUUCUAUUUUGAGUGAAGAUGGAGUUCUUUUUCUCUGUUUUUAAGAAUAUGUAUAAUGUAGUAACCUUUUUGUGGUGGUUCAUAUACUUGAUUAUUUUUGGUCCUACAUUCAUAUUGUAUAUGCUGAUUUAUUCUUUUUUCUCCCUACAAGGAAGAAUAUGAUCUCUCUAUUUUUUACCAUCUUA